AUGGCGGGGCUGAGCGCCUCGGCUGCCUUUUGGGAGCAUCUCCGCCAGUUGUGCCUGGACCAGUUUCCCUGCGGAAGAGGGAGUUGGAACAAGUCCCGCUUCCCGCCGAGGACAGCGCGGUUUCCCGUGCCCCGCGAGGCCCCGGCCCGCCCCCCCCGCGACCGGCUCGUGCCUGCUGACGAAGAGACGGCCGAGGCGCUAACGGAGUACCUGAGCAGCCUGGGCUCGCCCUGGGCCCCGCCGCCGGACUGCAGCCCCGCCGAGCAGCAGCUGCGGGAGCUGGCGGUGCAGUCCCCGCGGGACAUCCGGCGCGGCUUCAUCUUCUCCUACUUCCGGUCGCUCCGAAUCGUGAACAAAGACGUGACUGAAAUUGACGUGGAUUUGUUAAAGUUUCCCAACCUGGAAGAGCUCAUCCUAAGCGCAAAUCGCAUCAGCAAAAUCAACUCCACCAACCUUCCUCCGACGCUGAAGGUGUUGGAGCUGUGUGGCAACGCCGUGGGCGGCCUGAAAGACCUCUGCGCUCCUCCGCCUCCCCAACUCCAGCACCUGGGCCUGGGCCGCAACGGCCAGCUGGGCUCCUCGGAGGAGCGGUACCUCACGGACGCUUUCUGGCCGAACCUCGUCUCGCUCGACUUGAGCUACAACAACUUCACCCGCCUGCUGAGCCUCCUCUCCAAGCUGCUGACCCUGAAGAAGCUCCGGGUCCUGGUGCUGCAGGGGAACCCCUUCGCCCUGCUGCCCGGCUACCGCGGCUUCACCAUCGACCGCCUGCCCAAGCUCUGCGCCCUGGACGACGUCAUCAUCACGCUGGACGAGAGGCACAACUUCUUUGAGCUGGCGAGCAGCCCGGAGCUGCUCCGGCGUGAUGCUAAAAUGACGGUCGGCAUUGGCCGCCUCCGGGGCGUCCCCUGCCCCCUGGGCCCUGAGGAGCCGGAGGGCAGCCCCGAGGCCCCCGUGGUCACCUACAGCUACUACGUGACCUACGAAUUUGCCAGAGGCGAGAGGAUGGAGGAAAAGGAAGCGGUCAAGGUAGGCAUUUUUGAAAGGCUCCCCUUCCCUUGCCCUUGCGCCUGGAGGGCGGGAGGCCAGGGGUCCCACCACAGCCCAGCCCCAGUUGCGCUGAACGUGGACUCGCCGGCGGUGGCAGCCCCGGAAGAAGGAGGAGGCCACGACCCCGCAGCCACGGACACGGCGCGCCCCUUGGAGCUGCCCCCUGAGAGUGUGAAUAUUCAUUCCACCCUCCGGAAGCCCUGGGCUGAGACCAUAGAGUGUGAAUACAAGAAGGAGCAUUUCACCCGGGACACGGUUGCCUUGAAGGCCUAUCUUCUUGCUGGGACCACUGUGGCAGUUGUAGAGGAAAAGAUCGUCUCGUGGCCCGUCAACGUCACCCCAGACGAAAGCCCAGCCAAGAAAGGGAAAGCAGAGAAAAGGAAAAAGGGCAAAGAGAAAGAGGAGAAGGGAAAAGCAAAAGAUGCUGGAAAGGGUGGGAACAAGAAGAAGAAGAAAUCGCCCUCUCCUGAGCUGCGGAGCGAUCCCCCCAUCUUGAAGACCCUGGGCUCGGUCCAUGUCAGCCUGGAAAGCCUCCUCGCCGGGGAGUCGCUGGUGGAGACCGUCUGCGAUUUUGGCGUACUGGUGACAGAGUUACGCGUUCCGUCCCCAAUGCCGAAAGAAAAGGAGAGUAAAAAGGGGGCAAAAAAGGACAAGAAAUCCAAAGCUGGGGCCGAGAGUGUGGCAAGCCGGAAAACCACGCCAUCUGCCAAAGGAAAGGGGAGGAAGAAGGACUCCCCCGAAGGAGGGGAUCUCCUGCUGAGCCAGCCGGUCCCGCUGACCGUGGAAUUCCAAGUGCAGCACACGAAAUGGAAGUCGGCUUCACAAAUCCUAAUGUAGCCCAAAGCCCUGGAAUUCCUGCUUUGUGG
Molecule: messenger RNA, 1916 nt
Organism: Elgaria multicarinata webbii
Lineage: Eukaryota; Metazoa; Chordata; Lepidosauria; Squamata; Anguidae
Gene: LRRC43
Product: leucine rich repeat containing 43
Molecular function (GO): protein binding
Source: RefSeq, a predicted model, not a curated record